UCAGUUCAGUUCUCCGCAGCUCACUUUAAUUUCGUAGUACUCCCGGUGGAGUGAUCAUAAUUAAUUGAUUCGUUUUAUUACUACAACUGUAUUGUUAACCAAACAAACUUCCAGAAUGAUCCUAAAACUAAAUAAAGCCGUCGCUCAUGGAAUUCGCCGGUAUUCGACUAAACGAAAUGAUGUGGUGAUAGUGGCUGCCACUAGAACUCCUAUUGGCAGUUUCCAGAGUGCACUGUCAUCGUUGUCCGCCACCCAGUUGGGAGCAGUCGCUGUUCAGGGAGUUGUGAAACAGGCUGGAAUUGCUGGAGAAGACGUUCAGGAAGUUUACUUUGGCAAUGUGAACGCUGCCGGACUAGGGCAGGCUCCCGCCAGACAAGCAGUUAUUUUUGCUGGUCUUCCGAAAAAAACCAUCUGUACUACGGUUAACAAGGUGUGUUCAUCCGGAAUGAAGAGUGUGAUGCUGGGUGCGCAAACAUUGAUGCUCGGCCAACAAGAAGUGGUGUUAGCCGGUGGAAUGGAAUCAAUGUCCAAUGUGCCAUUCUAUUUGAAACGAGGUUCCACACCCUAUGGUGGAAUUCAGUUGCAGGACGGAAUUGUUUUUGAUGGAUUAACUGAUGUUUACAACAAGUUUCAUAUGGGAAAUUGUGCUGAGAAUACAGCUAAGAAAAUGGGUAUCAGUCGCCAGGAUCAGGAUGAGUUUGCUUUGAACAGUUACAAACGCAGUGCAGCUGCGUGGGCGUCGAACGUGUUUGAUGCAGAGAUUACACCGGUCACAAUUCCUGGAAAACGCGGAAAACCAGACAUCGUUGUCAAGGAGGAUGAAGAAUACAAGCGUGUGAAUUUCGAUAAGUUCGGUCAAUUGGCAACGGUAUUUCAACGGGAAAAUGGAACUGUAACUGCCGGAAAUGCGUCUACUUUAAAUGACGGUGCAUCUGCUGUAGUUUUAAUGACCACCGAGGCAGCUGAAAAGUUCAAGUGCAAACCACUGGCUCGCGUGGUAGGUUUUGCAGAUGCAGAAACCGACCCGAUCGAUUUUCCGAUUGCUCCGGCAUUAGCUAUUCCGAAAUUACUUCAGCAAACGGGAGUACGCAAGGAGGAUGUUGCUAUGUGGGAAAUCAACGAAGCUUUCUCUGUCGUGGUUGUGGCCAAUCAACGUAAGCUGGAUAUCGAUCCGGCCAAAAUAAACGUACAUGGAGGAGCCGUUUCGCUAGGCCAUCCGAUUGGUAUGUCCGGUGCUCGCUUGGUUACUCAUUUAACUCACGCACUGAAGACUGGCGAGGUUGGUUGUGCUUCGAUUUGCAAUGGAGGUGGAGGUGCAUCGUCGAUCCUGAUAGAGAAACUAUCGAAUCCUUCUCCCAUUGAUCCCGCGACUGGUCUUUGUAAACCUGUUCUAACGCUGUACACCCAUAAUCACUGCUCAUUGUGUGACGACUUAGUAGCAGAAUUGGAAUACAAAUUCACUGAACGAUACCAAUUGGAAAAGGUUGACAUUACUCAAAAGGACAACAUCAAAUACCUCAGGUUAUUUCGCAACGAUAUUCCCGUGCUGUUUCUUAAUGGUCAGUUUCUAUGCAUGCACCAUUUGAAUUGUGAAUUGCUAGAGCGGAAAUUGUCGGAAUUGGAAUUCAAAUAAAUAUCUACUAAAAUA
This is a messenger RNA of Malaya genurostris, 1648 nucleotides long. It is a transcript of the gene Acat1, whose product is annotated as acetyl-CoA acetyltransferase, mitochondrial. Gene Ontology annotation, molecular function: acetyl-CoA C-acetyltransferase activity. The transcript has 3 exons. Gene Ontology annotation, biological process: fatty acid beta-oxidation. NCBI's taxonomy places the organism in Eukaryota, Metazoa, Arthropoda, Insecta, Diptera, Culicidae. The record is from RefSeq and is a predicted model, not a curated record. The coding region runs from base 116 to 1633 and encodes 505 amino acids.